Messenger RNA from Acanthaster planci (crown-of-thorns starfish), 5819 nucleotides. Its product is annotated as two pore channel protein 2-like. The record is from RefSeq and is a predicted model, not a curated record. Gene Ontology annotation, biological process: monoatomic ion transport; transmembrane transport; endocytosis involved in viral entry into host cell. Lineage: Eukaryota; Metazoa; Echinodermata; Asteroidea; Valvatida; Acanthasteridae. Gene Ontology annotation, cellular component: lysosomal membrane. Gene Ontology annotation, molecular function: ligand-gated sodium channel activity; voltage-gated channel activity; intracellularly phosphatidylinositol-3,5-bisphosphate-gated monatomic cation channel activity.
UGAUUCGGAUGCGGCCACCGGCUUGGUAAAUAUAUGCUUGCGACGAUCACGCGCUUGGUGUGAUCGUCGAACGAAACUUUUGUUCUCAAUGCUGAAUAGAAUCAAAGUCCGCUUUUCUAACAACAUUGUAAAAAUGGAGAUCAUGCAGACGGAUCCUCAGUUACAAGGCAGGCCACGAAGUUACGAUGACUCCCUUGACAGAAUCAAUUCCAGCGGCAGAACUUCGGAGGACGACUGCACAGCAAACCCCGCUCGUCCCGUCAGUUUCACCGGAAGUAUUCAGUGCAGUAUGACAGAGAGUGAACGUAUUGACGUUUGUGACUCAACAGCCCUCCUGCAAGCAGUUGUGUUUGUCGAAGAUGCUGUUAAGUAUCGUAGCAUAAACCACAAGACAGACAGCGCAUCCCUAUGGUACUACCGAGUCUACUAUUCCUGGCUUGUGCAAUGGACCCUCUAUCUUGCCAUCACCACCAUCCUGACUGUAGCCUUCUUUGAAUACCCCUCCUCGCUGACGACAGGCAAUACUGCCGAUCCACGAUAUCGCGGAGAGCGCAGGAACCCACCAUGCGGUGUCACAGAGGCGAUCGAAUUCACCUGCCUCCUCAUCUUCACCGCUGACCUGGUGAUGAAGGUGUAUCUCAUCGGUACAAAACAGUUCAUAAAGUCUCCGUGGCUAAUAGCUUAUGUACUGGUCAUCGUCGCAUCUCUGGCAGACUGGAUUGUUACAAUAAAUGGCUCCUGUGGCAAGAUCAUUCGGUUUCGUCGCAUGCUCCGUCCGUUCUUCCUCCUGCAAAACUCGACCCUCAUGAAGAAAACUGUACGAAGCAUCUGUCGCACACUCCCCAAGGUUGCAAGUGUACUCUUGCUUCUACUCAUCCACUUGUAUUUCUUCACCAUGGUGGGCAUGCUGAUCUUCCCUCAGCCACAGCAUCGUUUACAGCCUGAUAUUCCAGGGUCCACAGUUGUCCCAACGACAGUCAAGGGCAAACCUACGAAUCCACCUUUAUCAACAGCUCAGGGGGAGGUCACAAAUCACCCUGGUCCCGAUCCAUACCUGGAGUCGCAGAAGUUCUUCAAAGACAUCCUGACGGGCUUUAUGAGCAUGCUUGUCCUGUUGACCACAGCCAACCACCCAGAUGUGGCAAUGCCUGCUUACAUGCUCAAUCGGUUCUACUGUCUCUACUUCAUUGUCUUCCUGGUUAUUGGACUGUAUUUUUUCUUCAACAUGCUAACAGCCGUGAUUUACAAUGAAUUCAGAGGAUACCUUCUGCGCUCCAUACAGAGCAGUUUCCUUCGACGCCGUCUGGGCUUCCAGGCCGCCUUUGAGAUGCUGAGGAGGCAGGGGCGUCUGACCCUCAACACGGCUGGUGUUAGCAUGGCCACAACGCUGAGUGUCAGCGUGGUCAAGGCGGUCAUCCUGCAGACUGAUAUCAAGAAGAGUGCCAAGCAUGCCAUUGUUGCUGAGUUGGAUGAGAAUAUGGGAGGGUCUCUGACAUCCACGGACUUCCAACAGCUGUUUGACGUCCUCGAUAGAGACACUGGCCAACGCAGGAAACCACCUAUUGUAACCAAGAACGACCGCAUCUUACGAAAGAUCCAGUAUUGCGUCACGCAUCAGUUUUUCAACUACUUUGGGGCCUUGGUGGCCAUGUGCAAUGUGAUCGUGAUCUCGUUGGAAGUUCAGUUUCAGUAUGACUCCAGCUUUUAUGCAAGAGAUAAUGUCCUGGCUCGUGUCAACUUCAGCUUCAUCUUGUUCUACUUGUUUGAGCAGAUUUUGAAGGUCUGGGCCUACGGAUGCAGGCGAUACGUAGCAUCUAAGCUCAACAUUUUUGACGGCCUACUCACCAUUAUCCUCGUUUUUGUGGAAAUCCUGUAUGCAGUCGUCAACGGGAAUUUGUUCAACCCUCAGGGGAACAAGAAUGCCCUUUCAGAGGCCAUUCCUCUGUACGACCUCGUUCGUGUCAUCAACAUCCUCAUCAUCUUCCGCUUGUUCAGGCUCAUCACACAUUUCAAGACAAUGUCAGUCAUUGCUGCGACGUUAUUUGGCCUGAUACGAAACCUGUGGUCGUUCAUUGGAAUUUUAGUGGUCAUCUACUAUAUCUUUGCCAUGCUUGGCAUGGAGCUUUUUAGUGGAGUGAUAAAAGUACCACAGCCAAAUGACAGUUUCAACAGCACCGAGGUUGAAUGUGGGAGCUACAGUCAGCUUGAAUACUGGGCCAACAACUUCGAUGAUUUUGCAGCUGCAUUGGUGGUUCUCUUUGAUAUCAUGGUUGUCAAUAACUGGCACGUGUUUCUGAAGGAGUAUGCUAACGUAACAAGCAGGUGGUCCCAUUUAUUUUUCAUAGCCUGGUACUUCGUGUCUGUUCUGGUCUGCCUAAAUGUGUUUACUGCCCUCAUCCUCGAGAAUUUCAUCACCAAAUGGGAUCGGGAGCAGCAACAGCAAGCUUCAGGGGAUCCCAACCGUCAGCCAAGCUACCAGAUGUCGGUUCACAACAUGUUCAGAGAUGCACUCAUUGAGCCUACCGAGGAAGAACUGAUGCUUGCAUUGCGGAACCACCCACACAUGAAACAUCUGCACCUAUGACCCCAGGGUCUUGACCUCUGAGCUGGGAUGCCCAGCCAAAGCUUGCAUAAAUAAAGGGACAAACUGUGGCAGCUGCAUUUUGUGCAUUCCAUGCCGAAAUUGGCAACUACUGCAGUGCAUCAUGGGAGUGUCUGCAAUGCAUUGUGGGUAUGGAUCUGCUGAGAUUGCAAGGUCAGAGGUUGGCAGCCAUGCUACGAUCAACAGUUCCAGGUGGGCUCUUUCCAAUUUUUCAUGUCAUCCUGCCAUUAAGAAGAGGAUUCUACAGAGUUUUUGGCAGUAUUCCAGUUGUAACCAAAAUAUAUUUAAGAAACUAUUGAACGGAAGACAGAAGACCCUCAACAGUCAAGAAAUAUCUGUAGAAUCCUUUCUUGAUGGCUGUUUUCAGUGUGGGAAAAAUCAUGUCUGACGCAUGUAGAGGACAGCAGUGCAUUGUGGGAAGAUGAUGGCCUCCUCUCCAGUCACCAUUUUGUUGGCCAUAGAACAGAGUAUUGUACUGUUCCUUUUGCUCUUGGAUACUCAAACCAUGGCUGCUGAUACAGCUGAACUGCAAUAGCUACUCUAACAGACUUUGGAAUCAUCUUGUGCCAUAAGUAACAAUCUCUGAACAGUUUAUUGAUGUGGAAUUUUUGCGAUGAUUUACAAAGGACAUGGACUGAUGUGCUCAUGUUUAUCAUACUGGUAUAUCAUCGGAAACGUUGGUAACACUCUGCUUCUGAUGCCGUUUUUGUGAGAAUGUGGACCGUGUGCAAUGGAGACAAACAAAAAGAUAUGAUAGAUAAUGGAAGCCAUUGGUGCUGUGUGUGCUUGGCCCCUACUUAGAGACACGGCAGGCGUAUCAAGAUUGUACUUAUCAAGAGGAAAAUUGUAGAAGUCCUGUCUUGCACCAUGUGCACAUGCACCAUGACCUACCCUUGUUGCUCUCAUUAAUGGCUAUGUACAUGUUUAUGCAUUGAUUAGGGCUGAGUCAAUUCGAAUAAUUCACUAUUUGAAUAUUCAACCUUCAAUUCAAUCGAAUAUCUGAAUAUCCAGCAGAUUGUUAAUGAACAAGCCAUACAAAAUAUCAGUUGCAAUAGCACACACGAUCAUACAUUAUAAUCAUUAUGAUAGCUUUUUAUGUCUAGGAGUAUAUCUCCAGCCACAAUUUACAUGUAGCAGGAUUUAAGAGACGAACAAUACUUCUUGUCCUGUUGAACAUUUCCAGUCCUUUUAAAUUUUUUAAUGAAUAAUUUGCUCUCUGAAUCUUGGUAAGAUUUCUGUGGCUUUCAAUUUGAAUCUGCAUGAAACAAGCCUCCAUAGUGCAAUUAGUCUCAUGUAAAACAAAAGGAAAUUCUCCCUUCCUUGUCUUGAAUUUUACAUUUUAAUAUUCAAAUUCAGAUAAUUUAUAAUCGAUCGAAUAAUCGGAUAUUUGUCACAGCCCUAGCACUUAUAUCCACUGUUCCUGCAUUAAACUCAUAUAUGCAGUAAACCUGGUGCCAUUACAGGCUCUGCCUAUGGCUCCAUGCUCUUCCCAAAUGUUGGGGGCUGUGGCUAGCAAUGACGUGUGUGCCUAUGGAAGCCACUGGCUGAGGCUUACUUCCCUCAAUAACAUGUGUGACUACCAGCCACAGCCGUAAAUUUUUGGACACAGCCCGAUAAUGAAAAAAAUGUCUCUGAGUCCACGUCUGCUGUACAUUGCAUGUAUGCCAAAUGCAAAUCCGUAUUCAGUGACAAAGAUUACAACUGUCAGUCUGCGAAAAUUGGAGUAAUAUUGCAUGGAGAAAUGUAUGAUCCUGUCCAAUCUUGCAGUGGUAAUUUAUUCCAAAUGUGUUGUACAUUAUAUACUUCUUCAGUUCACCUUGGUACUUAAGACCAUGGAAACCCUGACAAGAAACAACAGAAACCUCUGCUAUUGCAAAGACAUAUGACUUAUGUAGUAUUAUUGAAGCAUUUUAUUUUAUCAAGACUUCAUAUAUAAAUGUGUACAUUUUGGAAAAACAAUUGUUGUACUGUGUUUUAUUUACUGAGAUUAUUUUGGACCAAAUUAGGAAUUUCUUUUAUUGAUUUCAAAGACCGUUUUUUUUCUUUGAAAAAUGACAAUGUUUUUCAAGUAUAUUUAUAUUGGUCAAAGCAGGUUAAAGACUUACUUUUUCCCUUCAAUUUUAGGGAAAUGCAUCGCAAUUUAUCACCAAGCACAAUCAGUAUGUACGUUCUGCUUUAAUCAGUUUAAAUUUUAACCAUAAGUUUCUAAGAAACUGAUGUGAGAUGCACCAGGUAUUUAUAUGCUACAUGUAUUUUUUAACAUGAGUGAUAAAAAUAAUGGUGACAUGCUUGUUGGUAAAAUACAUGUACACAGUGAUCAAGCAUUCUUGUAUGUAACUGCAGAACACUGAUGCAUGUCAUGUAUUGAUGUGCCUAGAAUCAAGCGUUCUUGAAUCACAGGAGAUGCCGUAACUGCGGCGGCACUGCACUUACACUCGCAUUCUUAAGCUUGACAUGGACAUGUACAUGUAUUUGGCAGGUCGCUGCACCUGUUUGUCGCAGAGGCACAUUAGGAACAUGCACCACCUGUCUUCCAGCAUUGUGCCACCACGUUCUUGCCACCUCAGUAUAAAUGGCUUAUCAUUCUAGUUGCCUAAUGACACUAUAAAAACCUACUUGCAACCCUUGGUAUAGCAGAAAAUAACAUGCAAAAUAGCAUUGUUUUGAUGACAUCAGUAGCUGUUGACACAUUCACAGCCUCUUGAGUGGAGUCAUGAUAGUUAGUCUACCUUUAGGGCUACACGUUCAAAGUUAAGGUGUGUGUGAUGCACCCUUGUACAGAAUGUGCGAGGUCAUCUGAAACACAAGUAUGCCAAAGUUGGGCACUGUCAGUGCAGUUGCAUCACAAAGCACGGUGUAUCGGCUUCCAUUAGUUAACCUUCUUUGUGUCCAUCUGGUAGUGAACGUCUUAGCAUCACGGAUUUCAAAGGAGCAGCUGUAAAAGCUUCAUUCAGGAAGGUGGCUUGUUUCAUAUCUUAACUCUCAAACACAUUUUGUCAUAAGUGAUUCUAAAAAUACUAACAGCAUUCAAGUAGCCAAAUAAGUAACUUUAACAUAACGACUCACAGUUUUCGGAUUACCCUACCGGUACUUGAUAUGUCCAUGGUAGUCCCUUAGAACCAGAAUACCUGCAUCAUGGCCUCAAUAACAUGUGCAGUGUAAUCUGUGUAUAUGUAUCUCAUUAAUUUGCCUCAAUAAAGCAGUGAAACUGUAUGCA